This is a messenger RNA of Colletotrichum acutatum, 1890 nucleotides long. RefSeq lists its product as uncharacterized. NCBI's taxonomy places the organism in Eukaryota, Fungi, Ascomycota, Sordariomycetes, Glomerellales, Glomerellaceae. Gene Ontology annotation, molecular function: protein binding. The record is from RefSeq and is a predicted model, not a curated record. The transcript has 2 exons. The annotation marks the transcript as partial.
GGCCAUGGCUACCAUGUGGUACAACAGCUGCCGGCUUCUCAAAGGCUCCCAGUCGAGAUUUUGCAUGAUAUCUACUUGCUAUUGGAUCCAUACGACUUCAAUUCCUCACGGCAUACCUGCCGUUUCUGGCUCUUAGCCGGCAUGAAUGAGACUAUCCUUAGUUGCAUGUUAACGAGAGGCGGAUGGACCUCGAGUAUCAAUACCAUCCUCGGCUAUCAAAGUUUCAGCAACACGGACAAGUCGAUGUCAAGUCGAGCGUCUGUCAUGUCCAAGUGGCUCGCGAGAGAGUGCAAUCUCGGCCCGCGUCACCACGGACGUGAGCCAGCCUUUGUCGAAAUCGGUCAGACGCAGUUCAUCGGCAAUUCUCCGAUAUAUACCAGCGACGAACAAAAGAUCAUCUACACCGCAAGUAUGUGCGGUCGAUACUUGAUGGUCACCCACGGAUGCACCGUACUGAAGGAGCAUUUGAAUCAUCGCAAGGGCCAACUUCGACUUAUCACUACUAUUACCUGCGGAUAUCCUGUGCUUGCAUGCGCCAUGGACACGACGUGGGCACGCACCCACGUUGCUGUGCUCGUUCAAGGCCGCCUUGGCCUAAUCUUCGAAAUCCAAGGGUUAUCCGUCUUGCCCGUCAAAUACUCAACACAAAACAAACAGUGCAACUGUGGUACAUGGGAAAUAUCGCACCCCCUGCCUUUGCAGGCAAAACUACAAUCCACCCACUACAACGUGGGCACGGCCGACUGUCCUCCUCGCUCCGUCGCCAUUUGCCCUCAUCGUUGUUACGUCGCCUUUGGCAGCUCUUCGGCCAUCGAGAUACAUAACAACGAUAGAAAUGGAGAGCAAAAUGUUCGCCGCUUUGCUUUGUCCACACCCAGCGACUACAUCUAUUUCCUUCCUCCGGGCGACGCAAACGAUCCAAGACGUAAACUACGCCUGAUCAGCGCCGCGUCAAUCUCAGACUGCCACGCCGGCUCGCUGCAAGACGUAUUGAGUGGUCUAGGCCUCAAUGAAAACGACUUUACCCCCCAGGUCCCGGUUAUUAUCUCGCGACUCGAGACGUCUGACUUAGAGGAAGACGCUUCGAACGUCUAUACCAUCAUGGAGCAGCAGUUGUCCGCCUCUCUCGGUCCCUUUGCCAACCAACGACGCAACUGGACAAGAACGGAAAGAGUCCUCCCGAGACCUAGAUUAGCCACUGCCGACAACUAUCGAGCCGUGCCCUUGAGCGACGGGUCUCACAUCCUCUUUACAGACCCGAAGACUAGGUACCUGAGCCUGGUAUGUGAUCAGCCCAAAUGUUCGAGGGCCGGCACUGUGACCAAGGUGAAGUUCUUUCCACCUGCGGCGGCAUGCGAGAGCGCGCCGCUCAUGUAUGCCGUUGGGAGAGACUUGGCACAUGGUGUGAGAAUUGCUGCUGUUUUCCCGACGACACGGUGGACGGAAGGAUUAGGGUUCCAACCAGGGGAGCAAAUUCUCGCUUUCUACACCAUCCCACCAGAUGUGCUCCGAGAUAUAUCAAGCACUAACAGCCUCCUGAGUUUGGUCGACAGCCAUGGGGAACAUCAGUGGGCUCAUUGGUGGCCGACAUUGCAGCAUACAGUUCAACCAUACCUCAAAGCCAAGAACAGCGGGUUGAACAACAAGGACAACCGGAACCCAAGGGCACAAUAUCCAAUUGAUGUCCAUGGCCAGGCCGUUGCCGUUUGCUCCGGAAUUGUCGACCUUUCGAUGGGAUUAGGCCCCGAUAUGAUGAUCUGGGCAUAUGGAAGAGACGGCUUGGCUCGUUGCUGGGCAUUGAACACCGGAAAUACCAGGCUCGUGCGGAGUCAUGCGAUCUUGAGUGACGGCAGCAUGCGAAAGGUGGACGGCGAUGGAGAUUUGACGAUG